AUGUGCUUCAAGUGCGGUCUGUGCCAGAAGUUGCUGGACUCCACCAACUGCUCAGAACACGAAGGUGAACUGUUCUGUAAAAUGUGCCAUGCACGUAAAUUCGGACCAAAAGGCUACGGUUUCGGCGGUGGUGCUGGCUGCCUGUCCAUGGACGCUGGCGAGCACUUGAAGGCAGAGAAUGCGGGUGUAAGAACGAAUGGAGCUUGUCUGGAGUCUCGUUCUAUUGCCAAGGCGCCCCCCGGUGAAGGAUGCCCACGAUGCGGCGGAUGUGUGUAUGCUGCCGAGCAGAUGUUAGCUAGAGGAAAGGCGUGGCACAGGGAGUGCUUCAAAUGCGGUCACUGCUUUAAACGACUGGACUCCACAAACUGUUGCGAGGGCCCUGACAAAGACAUUUACUGCAAAGUAUGUUAUGCGAAGAAGUUUGGUCCUAAGGGAUAUGGUUACGGAAAAGGAGCUGGUGUCUUGCAGAGUGACCCUUACGCCAAUGGUGAACAGGCACCUAAGACAACGGUAAUUGAUACAGCCUCUAUCCAGGCCCCACCAGGCAAAGGUUGCCCUCGUUGUGGUGGCGUUGUAUUCGCCGCUGAGCAAGUCCUUGCUAAGAGCCGUGAAUGGCAUCGCAAAUGUUUCAAGUGCCGUGACUGCACUAAAACCUUGGACUCCAUUAUCGCUUGCGACGGGCCAGACUCUGACGUCUACUGUAAGACCUGUUACGGCAAGAAAUGGGGACCUCACGGUUACGGAUUUGCUUGCGGCUCUGGCUUCCUUCAGACUGAUGGUUUAACUGAGGAUGAGAUCUCUGCCAGCCGUCCCUAUUAUAACUCCGAUACUACUUCCAUCAAGGCGCCAAAGGGUCAAGGUUGCCCUCGUUGUGGCGGUAUGGUCUUUGCUGCUGAGCAACAACUUGCCAAGGGCACCAUGUGGCACAAGCAAUGCUUCAACUGCGCCGAAUGCCACCGCCCAUUGGACUCAAUGCUGGCAUGCGACGGUCCUGACAAGGAAGUUCAUUGCCGCUCUUGUUAUGCUAAGCUCUUUGGACCCAAAGGAUUCGGUUAUGGCCACGCCCCCACCCUUGUAUCCACUGAUGCUGAACCUUCCAUAACUUACAAUGAACAGCUUCCUUUCACUGGUCAAAAAGCAGCCAAAGGCCAGGGUUGCCCACGCUGUGGAUUCCCAGUAUAUGCUGCUGAACAAAUGCACUCCAAGAAUGGCACAUGGCACAAGCGAUGCUUCUCAUGUGCAGACUGCCACAAAUCUCUUGAUUCUACUAACUUAAAUGAUGGACCUAAUGGAGAAAUAUAUUGCCGAAGUUGUUAUGGAAGGAACUAUGGUCCUAAAGGCGUAGGAUUCGGUAUGGGUGCAGGCACAUUGACCAUGGCAUAA
Messenger RNA from Arctia plantaginis, 1383 nucleotides. The record is from the annotation of a GenBank genome assembly. Lineage: Eukaryota; Metazoa; Arthropoda; Insecta; Lepidoptera; Erebidae.